This is a messenger RNA of Sturnus vulgaris (Common starling), 2067 nucleotides long. Lineage: Eukaryota; Metazoa; Chordata; Aves; Passeriformes; Sturnidae. The record is from RefSeq and is a predicted model, not a curated record.
AUGGACUGGGAUGAGAUUGAGAUGGACUGGGAGGGAGUGGGAUCGACUGACAUCCCCCCAUCCCCAGGGAACAUCCCAGCCAGCCACCCCCUGCUGGUCCGGCACGCCGAGCACGGGGGGCUGGGGCUGGGGGCUGGCCCGGGGGGCACCCGGCUGGCCCAGGGGCUGGGCAGGAGCCAACGAACCCUGCGGCAACUCACGGCCAACGCUGGCCACACCAUCCACGUGCAUUACCCCGGGGCACGGCAGCCCAACCCGCCCCUCAUCCUGCAGAGGCUGCUGGGCCCCUCGGCGGCCGCGGACAUCCUGCAGUUGAGCAGCAGCCUGCCGCUGCAGAGCCGGGGCCGGGCGCGGCUCCUGGUGGGCAAUGAGGACGUUCACAUCAUCGCCCGCUCCGACGAUGAACUCCUCGAUGAUUUCUUCCACGAGCAGGGCAGCGCGGGCAGCCAGGCAGGGACCCUGUCCAGCAUCCCCACGGCCCUGACCCGCUGGACCGAGGAGUGCAAGGUCCUGGACGCCGAGAGCAUGCACGACUGCGUGUCGGUGGUGAAGGUGCCCAUCCUGGGUAUCCAGGUGCCCAUCCUGGGUGUCCAGGUGCCCAUCCUGGGUGUCCAGGUGCCCAUCCUGGGGUCCCUCACCCCCCAAAUUCGCCUCCCCAGUGGUGAAGUGGUGAAGGUGCCCAUCCUGGGUGUCCAGGUGCCCAUCCUGGGUAUCAAGGUGCCCAUCCUGGGGUCCCUCACCCCCCAAAUUCGCCCCCCCAGUGGUGAAGGUGCCCAUCCUGGGUCCCCCCCGGGCUCCUCCUCGGACAGUUCCUCCACCCGGGGCUCGGCCGGGGCCGUGUCGGGCUCGGACUCGCGGGGGAUCCUGGAGGAGCCGCUGCCAUCCACGAGCAGCGAGGAGGACGAUCCGCUGGCCGGUAUCUCUGUCCCUGUCCCCAAUCUCUGUCCCCGUGUCCCCAAUCUCUGUCCCCGUGUCCCCAUAUCUCUGUCUCUGUCCCCUAUCUCUGUCCCCAUGUCCCCAAUCUCUGUCCCCAAUCUCUGUCCCCAUGUCCCCAAUCUCUGUCCCCGUGUCCCCUCUCUGUCCCCAAUCUCUGUCCCCAUGUCCCCUCUCUGUCGCCGUCCCCAGGUGCUGGCCCAGCAGCGCGCGGAGCAGCAGCGCCGGGAGCUGGCUCAGGCCACGGGCUCGGACGCUCCCAUGGACCCGGUGACGUUCAUCCAGACGCUGCCAUCGGAGCUGCGGCGCUCGGUGCUGGAGGACAUGGAGGACUCGGUGCUGGCCGUGAUGCCGCCGGACAUCGCGGCCGAGGCGCAGGCGCUGCGGCGGGAGCAGGAGGCGCGGCAGCGGCAGCUGAUGCACGAGCGGCUCUUCGGCCACUCCAGCACGUCGGCGCUGUCGGCGAUCCUGCGCAGCCCCGCGUUCACCAGCCGGCUCAGCGGGAACCGCGGCGUUCAGUACACGCGGCUGGCGGUGCAGAGGGGGGGCACCUUCCACAUGGGGGGCACCGGCACCCACAGCAGGCUGGACCACGAGGCUCUGUCGUGCCUGCUGGUGCUGCUCUUCGUGGACGAGCCCAAGCUGAACACGAGCCGCCUGCACCGCGUCCUGCGCAACCUCUGCUACCACGCUCCCACUCGGGGCUGGGUGGUCCGCAGCCUCCUGUCCAUCCUGCAGCGCUCCAGCGAGAGCGAGCUGUGCCUCGAGACCCCCCGCGGCACCCCCGAGGAGCGACCCCGUGGCCGCGGCGGUGCCGCCGCCGCCGCCGGUUCCGGUGCCGGUACCGGUGCCGGCGCCGCCCGCGCCGGUCCGGGCUCUGCCGCCGAACCCCCCCGCGGGCUGGACCUGCUGCACCGCAUGGAGUCGAGGAGUUCGGGGCAGUUGUCGUGGCUCUCCGUGUCCAUGGACGCGGCUCUGGGCUGCAGGACGAACAUUUUCCAGAUCCAGCGGGCGCCCGGGCGCAAGCACACCGAGAAACACGCGGCGGCCGCCGGCUCCGCCGUGCACAUCCACCCCCAGGCCGCGCCCGUGGUGUGCCGGCACGUCCUGGACACCCUCAUCCAGCUGGCCAAG